AUGGAGCCCUUCCCAUUCAUGGCUGUGGUUUCCCCUGACGCUGCAGGAGGUACUGAAGUAUACAAGCUGCUUGCUGUGGAUGCAGAUGAAGGGAUCCAUGGAACUGUAGAAUAUUUUCUCUUGGAAGGUGGUGAAGACAGGUUUGAAGUUGAGAAGGACACUGGCUGGAUUAAAACAACAGGCUUGCCAUUGGUGAGGGACAAGGAGUAUUUCCUGACUGUACUAGCAGCAGAUAAACUUGGAAGCAGAGGGUCUCCAGCCUCUGUUUCUGUAAUUGCUGGAUUUCGACCACCACAGUUCACGAAUGUAUCGUAUUUUGUUUAUGUUCCUGAAAGUAUGCCACAAGGAAAAUCCUUUCUUACAGUCACUGCUGUAUCAUAUCAAAAGAAAUCCCUGAGCUACAGUUUGCUAACUAAUCCUAGUGGUCUGUUCAGUAUUGAUCGGGCAACGGGAGAUAUUAGUUUAACUCGGAGUGUGGAUUAUGAGAGUGACCCACACCAAUAUCUUCUUUUGGUCAGAGCAGAGGAAAAUGAGGAACAGUUCAGUAGUACAGCUGAGGUUUUGGUUGUAAUCACAGAUGUGAAUGAUUGUGCCCCUGAAUUUCAUCAGUCGAUUUACAGCAAAGCUGGCGUUCCUGAAACAGUUACUACAACAACUGCUCUUCUACAAGUGACAGCCACUGACUGCGAUUCAAAAGAGAAUGCCGAAUUACUGUAUUACACUUUGAGUCAAGACUUCAGUAUUACUUCUCAUGGUGCUAUUUUUCCAGCAACACGGUUGGACUAUGAGCGACCUGACCAUCUUUAUGAGUUCAUAAUUAUGGCUGUAGAUAAAGGGGAAGAGCCGAAAACGGGGACAGCAACUGUUAGGAUCCAUGUUUCAAAUGUGAAUGAUGAAGCACCUGAGUUUUCCCAGCCAAUCUACAGGAGUUUUGUGUCUGAAGAUGCAGGCCCAAACACACUGAUUGCUACAGUUAAUGCUGUUGACCCUGAUGGAGAUGGUGUGACAUAUGAUAUUGUAUCUGGGAAUCAAGAAGGAAACUUUGUCAUUGACCCAAAGAAAGGGCUAGUUAGACUUCGUUCAAGUCCAUUUCCUAAGCUGCAGGGGACAGAAUAUAUACUUGAUGUCACAGCUACUGAUGAUAAUGCCUCUGGAGGGCCCCAUUCUCUUACAAGUACUGCUCAGGUUGUUGUGAAAAUUGAUGAUGUCAACAAUAACAAACCUGUCUUUCAGAAGUGUCAGUAUUAUCGGGAACAUGCUUCUGUGUUGGAAAACCAGCCUUCAGGGACAGUUGUACUGCAGGUUGAAGCCACUGAUGCUGAUGAAGGAGCCAAUGGUAUGGUGAAAUAUGGCUUGAUGCACAGAGAUGGUGUCCUGCCAGCAUUUAGUAUUCAUCCUGACACAGGAGUUCUGACAACUGUUCAGGUAUUUGAUCGAGAAAAACAGAGGGAAUAUCCUAUCACUGUGACAGCAACAGAUCAGGCAGCGGAACCACUCAUUGGAAUAUGUCAGAUAAAUAUUAUCAUCCUGGACCAAAAUGACAAUGAUCCCAGAUUUGAAAACACGCACUAUGAAUAUUUCCUGAGAGAGGACACAAGAGUUGGGACCAGCUUUCUUCGUGUUGCAGCCCAUGAUGAUGACUACAGCUCAAAUGCUGCCAUUACAUACCUGAUGGCAAACGAAGAACCAAAUUAUUUACAAAUUAAUCCUACUACAGGCUGGGUGUUUGUGAACCAGCCCAUAUCUCAGGUGUCAUCUAUAAUUCGAGAGAUUAUUGCUACAGAUGGAGGUAAUAGGAGCAGUAAAGUUGAACUUGUGGUAACUGUUACCAGUGCAAAAAACCAGCCUCCACAGUGGGAAAGAGACAGCUAUGAAGUUGUUAUUCCAGAGAAUACUACACGAGAUGCGUCAGUUUUGACAAUCAAAGCAACUUCUCCCCUUGGUGAUCCCCGUGUGACUUACAACCUAGAAGAGGGACUUGUUCCGGAGACCAACAUGCCAGUUCGUUUCUACCUGACUCCAAACAGACAUGAUGGUUCUGCUUCAAUCCUCGUAGCUGAGCCACUAGAUUAUGAAACAACAAAGAGCUUUCUGCUGAGGGUUCGAGCCCAGAACGUUGCUGCAGUUCCUCUGGCAGCAUUUGCUACAGUCUAUAUUAAUGUAACAGAUGUCAAUGACAAUGUCCCAUUCUUCACUUCAUCUAUUUAUGAAGCCUCGGUAAUAGAGGGAGCUGAUGUUGGGACAUUUGUCGUUCAAGUGUCUGCCACCGACCUUGACCUUGGUGAGAAUGGUGAGAUAACUUACUCCCUGUUGCACGACAGUGGCAGAGACUACACGUAUUUCCGCUUGGACUCACAGACAGGCUCAAUAUACACUGCCUCAGUGUUUGAUAGAGAGAAGAAGGGGUCCUAUCUUCUAGAAGUCAAGUCAGUAGAUGGCUCUGAAUCAGCUCGACCAGGAAAACAUGGGAAGCCAAACUCUGACACAGCCUACGUGCGCAUUUUUAUCAGUGAUGUGAAUGAUAACAAGCCUGUCUUCACUCAGAGUGUCUAUGAAGUAGAUGUGGAUGAAGACCAGGAUGUUGGCUCAACUAUCAUUACAGUCAGUGCUAAUGAUGAAGAUGAAGGAACAAAUGCUAAAUUACGGUAUCAGAUCACAGCUGGAAACACAGGAGGAGUACUUGAUGUAGAACCAGAAACAGGAGCCAUUUUUAUUACCCAACCACUGGAUUAUGAAGAAACAAAAAUGUAUGAGAUUCACUUGUUGGCCUCUGAUGGGAAAUGGGAAGAUUAUGCAGUUAUCAUCAUCAAUGUCAUGAAUAAAAAUGAUGAGACUCCAGUUUUCUCUAUCAAUGAAUACUAUGGAAGUAUAAUUGAGGAACUGGAUGGGUUACCAGUCUUUGUACUUCAGGUUAUGGCGAAUGAUCCUGAUAGUAAUGUGGAUGAAGGAGAUUUGAGAUACUCAUUGCACGGGCAUGGUGCAGCUGAUAUUUUCACAAUAGAUGAGAAAACGGGCAGCAUUUACUCACACAAGGUGCUGGAUCGGGAAGAGAGAGCGCUGUGGAGAUUUGUUGUAUUGGCUACUGAUGAAGGUGGAGAAGGACUUACAGGAUUUGCUGAUGUAAUCAUUAACGUGUGGGAUAUAAAUGACAACGCACCCAUUUUCACGUGCAUGCCUGAUAAUUGCAAUGGGAGUGUCUUUGAAAAUUCUCCUGCAGACACAUUAGUCAUGGAAAUGGGUGCAGUUGAUCGUGAUGAUCCAAAUGUAGGUCUUAAUGCUGUCCUGACUUACAGGAUAACAGAAAAUGUAAAAAACGAGUUUGGUACUGACAUGUUUCAUAUCAAUCCCAGUACUGGUACAAUCCACGUAGCGGGGGGAAUGCUAGACAGAGAAAGGACUGACAAUUACUUUCUUACUGUUGAAGCAAGAGAUGGGGGAGGACUAACAGGAACUGGCACUGCCACUAUCUGGAUUGCAGACGUCAAUGAUCAUGUACCUAAAUUCACAAAAGAGAUGUGGCAGGCGACGAUUCCUGAAAACAGUCCCGUCAACUCAGAAGUUCUGCAAGUGUGUGCUACAGACGCAGAUGUUGGGGACAAUGCUGACUUAAUAUUCAGUAUCAUCGGGGGAGACCCAGAUCAGAAGUUUUAUAUUGAGAACGACAAAGAAUGGCAAUGUGCCACUAUUCGACUGAAAAAAAAAUUGGAUUUUGAGAAUGCACGUGAAAGGCAGUUUAAUGUUACUAUUACAGUGGAAGAUCUUGAUUUUUCUAGUAUUGCUGUGUGCCUGAUUGAAGUUGAAGACUCUAAUGACCACAGCCCAGUUUUCCUUUCUCAGUUUAUUCCAACAAGCCCUUUCUUUGAAAACAUGCCUGUAGGUACUACAGUAACCACAGUGAGAGCUACAGACAAGGAUUCUGGUUUGAAUGGGAACAUUAUAUAUUCUAUAAAGUCAGAUUCGGAUCCUAUGAGACAGUUUGCGGUUGACCAGUAUGGUCACGUGAUUGUGGCAAACAAGCUAGAUCGUGAAGUCAUUCAAAAAUACAGUUUAGUUGUACAAGCUUCAGAUCAAGGGACACCUGCUGGCACUGGAAGUGUUACAGUUUUGAUUGACUUGCUUGAUGUAAAUGACAAUGGACCAAGGUUUGAGGCACCAUACAUGCCUGUAGUUUGGGAAAAUAUACUGGGGCCUGAAAUAGUAUAUAUGAACCAGACAUCAAAACUGCUUCAUGCAUUUGAUCCGGACAGUGAGGAAAAUGGGCCACCCUUUACAUUUUCAUUGCCACCAGAUUAUCAGAAUUCUUUGGAUUUUUCUCUUACUGACAACAGAAAUAACACAGCAACUGUAACUGCUUUGAGGUCCUUUGACAGAGAAGAGCAGAAGGUGUUUCAUCUGCCAGUAGUUAUAACUGAUAGUGGGAUUCCAGCUAUGAGCUCUACAAACACCCUAACUAUAACAAUUGGUGAUGAAAACGACAACUGCCAUGAACCUGGCCAUAAGGAGGUUUAUGUGUACAGUUACAAAGGAAAAUGGUCAACAAUAGUGCUUGGGGAAGUGUUUGCACCAGAUCAAGAUGACUGGGACAAUAAAACAUUUCUCUCUGAAGGAAAACUGCUCAAGACUUUCAGAUUAAAUCAGAGGACUGGUUCUUUGAUGAUGGUAGAUAACACACCUCAAGGAAUAUACAACUUAAAAGUUAGAGUUUCUGAUGGAGUUUGUCCUGAUGUUAUAUCUACGGUACAAGUCCAUGUCAAAGAGCUGGAAAAUGAAGCCAUACAAAACUCAGCCACUGUGCGUCUAUCAGAUGUCACAGCAGAGGAGUUCAUAAGGAGAGAUGAACACGGCAAAACAAGACAUGGCAAGUUCAAGGAAUUACUAGCAAAAAUGUUACCUGCUAAGCUUAGUGAUAUCAUUGUCUUCAGUGUGAUGAACACCCAUGGAAAACAGACAGAUGUAAGAUUUGCAGUCCAUGAUGGCUCGGCAUAUUACAGACCUGAGAAGCUGCAUGCUGAGAUGGCAGCAUUUAAAAAUGAGAUCCAGUCAGCUUUACAACUGAACAUUUCGCAGAUCGAUGUAGAUGAAUGUAGGAGCGCAAACUGUACUGAGGGCAGCGGUUGUACAAACCACCUCGCCGUGAGUGACAUCCCAACAGUGAUGGAUACCGGAAGCGUGUCAUUUGUCUCGGUGACAACCACCGUCAGUGCAGUCUGCACCUGUGCAGCGAGGGACCGAGUUCAUCAGUCUUGUUCUUCUUACCCUCGAAGCCCGUGUCUCAAUGGUGGGAUGUGUAUUGACACUUUGAAUGGUUACAGAUGUCUUUGUCCUGCUUCAUUUCAUGGACCAGACUGCCAGCAGACUAAGCACAGUUUCCAUGGAAAUGGUUAUGCAUGGUUUCGUCCCAUCAGGCCUUGUUUUGAAAGCUCACUCUCCCUGGAGUUUAUUACUGUGGUUCCAGAUGGUCUUCUACUAUAUAGUGGUCCUUUAUCACAUCCAGAACCUGGGAGUACAGAAAACUUCAUUGCAAUAGAACUCUCCAGGGGUAUUCCUGUGCUGAAGAUGAGCCAUGGCUCAGGUUUUGUGAUGCUGCAGUUUCCAAGUCACCUGAACGUGGCAGACAAGAAAUGGCAUCAACUAGAAGUCAGAACCAAUGGUCAGGAUGUUCGGUUCAUUUUGGAUCACUGCAGUGCAGCUGUUGUUUCAGAGAUAGAAGGAGUAGGCAAAUGGCUGUCCACUGAAGAUCGUACAAAUUGUGAAGUCUUUGGGUCUGUUCCACAAAGAGCAAGGUAUUUGAAUGUGAACCAUGUUCUACAGCUGGGUGGUGUAAAAGAAUCAUUACCAUAUUCCUACCCACAAUUGCUACACAAACACUUUUCUGGCUGUUUGCGGAAUUUCAUCGUGGAUACUCAGGUGUAUGACCUUCAGUCUCCUGCAGAGUCCCUGAAUAGCUUCCCUGGCUGCACACUUACGGAUGGGAGCUGUGAGACCAUGGGGUCUUCUUCCUGCGGUAUUCAUGGGAGGUGUCUUGGAGACUGGGGCUCGUUUGCUUGUCAUUGUUUGCCGGGUUACUCUGGCUAUCGGUGUGAUCAAGUUGCCAAAGAGUACACAUUUGGGCCAGGAAGUCACAUUCGCUAUCAGCUUCCCAUCAGUGUGCCUGCCCGUAGGACGCUGUUUGAAGCCAUGAUUAGGACACGGCAGCCUGACAGUGUCAUCACAAGCAUGUUAUCUCGAAAUAAGGAUGAACACAUCACCCUGCAGGUCGUUCAGGGAUUCUUAGUGGUCUCGUAUAAUCUGGGUGAUGGAGACUAUUCUGUAAGCCUUCCCUCCUACCACAUUGAUAAUGGGUGUAUGAAGGAUGUCAGAUUUAAUAACUACAGGAUCCCUCUGGGUACUCACGUGAAGGAGCUGGUGUCAGUACUAAGUGCCCAAGGCGUCAAAGAAGGCUGUUCUUCAGAGGCUUGUAGGAAUAACCCUUGUAACCAGGAAUUUAUUUGUAUUGAUUUGUGGAUGCUGCACGAAUGCAGUUGCCCUCCGGGACACAUGGUCAUGGAGAAUGCCACUGGUAGACAGUGUGUCUACACUGCAUGUGCUAAAAGGCCCUGUAACUAUGGUACCUGCAUCCCGCGGUCACCAGCCGAGUUCCAAUGCCACUGCCCUGAUGGCUAUACUGGACGUAACUGUGAAAUCACACUGGCGAUCUUUCACAAGGAUACAGGCCUGAGCUUUAGUUCCAUGUUUGCCAUCUGCAUUUGCUUUUUGGCGCUGUUAGCUCUGUUCAGUGCCGCGUUCCUGUGGGCUCGCUGGAAGACUCGCAAAGGUCUGAACGGAGGAGUCUACCACGUGUCUGCGCAUCAUGAGGAUUUGGAGGACAUCAGAGAAAAUAUCCUAAACUACAAUGAAGAAGGAGGUGGGGAGCAAGACGAAGACGCGUACAACAUGGCAGAACUGCAGGUGUCUAUUCAAACCAGCCCAGCCUAUUCCCUCUGCAAGAAAGAAAAGCCACUGAAACUGAGCAGUUUCUUUAGUGACACGUCCCCAAGUGUGCAGGAGCAGACCAAGGCGCCAGCGACGACAGAAGCCUCUUUUACCAGCGCAGACUUCGGUCAGUACUUGUCCGAUGUUGUCAGAGGUGCUGACCGUCAUCCCCAGGCUGUAGCCCAAGACUCGCUGCGGGUGUUCUGCACCGAAGGAGAAGGCUCGGUCGCCAGCAGUCUGAGCACCCUGAGCUCCUCUGGGCUGGAUGAGGGGAUAGUGUAUGAUGACAUCAAAGAGUGGGGACCAAAGUUUGAGAAACUAAGUGAACUGUACUCACACAUAGAUGCAGAAGACCUGUAG
Messenger RNA from Leptosomus discolor (cuckoo roller), 7332 nucleotides. The record is from RefSeq and is a predicted model, not a curated record. Lineage: Eukaryota; Metazoa; Chordata; Aves; Leptosomiformes; Leptosomidae.